Molecule: messenger RNA, 315 nt
Organism: Caenorhabditis remanei
Lineage: Eukaryota; Metazoa; Nematoda; Chromadorea; Rhabditida; Rhabditidae
Exons: 2
Coding region: 1-315 (104 amino acids)
Source: RefSeq, a predicted model, not a curated record
AUGAAAAAGUAUUUAAUGGAAUUGAGAGAAUUGAAUAUUGUUGAUAUGAACAUUUCCCUCCAAAGAGAUGGCUCCGAUGCUCUCGAAUGGAAGACGAUGUGGGAAAUCUCCGAGAAGAACUCCGUUGGUGGUGACGUGGAAGUGUCCUGGGUAGACACGGACUUGGAGGUCAAAGGCUUGGUCGUGGUGAAGUGGGUUGGAGUGACGAAUCUGGAAAACGUUCGCGACAAUCUUGUCCUUUUCCCAUCUGAAGCUCAUGUGAAGAGCAAUGUUUCCUCCAGAGAUCAAGUUGAUGUUGAAGUCCCUGCAAAAUAG